Daphnia carinata is the source of this 653-nucleotide messenger RNA. RefSeq names its product neuropeptide-like protein 31. The transcript has 4 exons. The coding region runs from base 142 to 387 and encodes 81 amino acids. NCBI's taxonomy places the organism in Eukaryota, Metazoa, Arthropoda, Branchiopoda, Diplostraca, Daphniidae. The record is from RefSeq and is a predicted model, not a curated record.
GAUGACCGUUUUGCUCUUGAUGUUGUUCGGCGUGCUUCCUAGGCGCCACACAGCACCGCCUCUCUUCCAUAUAAAAAGGGCCACUCCAGUGGUAACAAUGUACCAUAACUUCUCCAACUUUACAACAGCCAACUGAUCAAGAUGAGUCGUCCAAGUUUGGUGUUUGUCUGUUUGCUGUUGGUGGCUGUACUGGCCAUUAUGACUGUUGAAGCUGAAGAACGUGAAAAACGCUCGCCCCUUUUGGGCCUCCUUCUCGCUAAAAAGCUUUUGCACGGAGGAGGUCAUCAUCACCAUCAUUAUGGGGGUCAUCACCAUCAUCACAGAGGAUAUGGAUAUGGCGGUCACGGGCACGGCUAUGGCGGCCAUCACGGGCAUUAUUACGGUUGAGCGGGCCAGCCAUUUCAUCUUGUACAUCGAUUUCGAUAAAAAGACGAACUGCUUGAACAACACGCAGGAAUUUCAAUUUGCUUCACAUGGACGCAUGUCUACAUCCAACUUGUCCAGUUAUUUGUUAUUCAAGUUCAAAACGUAAUUUCUUCUAUUGACUGUAUUUUUAAAAAUGCUACCCUAUGUCCCGAGCCUAUGAUGAGUACUAUAAUCUAUUUAUCUUUCGUUAUGCAAUUGUUUCUGAAUUACAAACACAUCAGCCGAAA